Messenger RNA from Anastrepha ludens (Mexican fruit fly), 843 nucleotides. RefSeq names its product piggyBac transposable element-derived protein 3-like. Gene Ontology annotation, molecular function: sequence-specific DNA binding. The transcript has 3 exons. The record is from RefSeq and is a predicted model, not a curated record. NCBI's taxonomy places the organism in Eukaryota, Metazoa, Arthropoda, Insecta, Diptera, Tephritidae. Bases 1 to 843 code for a protein of 280 amino acids.
AUGGAUCGUCGACGUUUCUUAACCAUUGUCGAAAUACAAUCCUACAUAAAUACUGUGAGCAGUGGGGAUGAAGGCGAAGUAGUUUCAGCUAAACGAAUGAAAAUUGUUAAGCCUAUUUCGAAAAACAUAACUUCUGUCGUAUAUAUUCCACCAGCAGAUGUUGAUGCCGUAAGUGACGAAGAACUUAUUGACGAUAAUGAGGUGAUAACAGACGUACCAGCUAUGACGGAUGUUUGUGGAGAGUUGGAGGUCGAACAUGAAUCAGAUGUGGAAGAUUUUGCGUCGCCGCCGUCAUGCUUAGUUGGAAUACCUGAUGAUGGACCAUCCUGUUCUGCAAAAACAACUAAGUACACAGCAGAAAAAGAUUUCGGUGGCAAAACACUAUUUGAAUUGUUUCUGCAGUUCUUCGACGACGAAAUAAUGGAAAUGCUGGUCGUGAAUACAAAUAUGUAUGCUCACCAAAAUAAUAUCGUAGUGGAUAUUAGCAAACAACAGAUAUAUCGUUUCAUCGGAAUUUUGAUACUAAGUGGUUAUCAUAAAGUACAUCACGUUGAACAUUAUUGGAGUACACAGCAAACACUUGGUAUACCUAUAGUAAAGCAAGCUUUAUCACGUAAUAGCUUCCAGUUGAUCAAAAGAAUAUUUCAUCUAAUGGACAAUUAUGGCAUUGAUGCCACAGACAGAUUUGUCAAAGUUCGUCCACUUAUUGAUGCACUGAAUCCGAUGAACAUCGUCUACACCGCUCUGAUGUUGAUGCCGCGUUAUGCUCAAAAGAGAGUAGAUCUGCUCGCCGAAUUGAAAAAGCAGCAGAAGCCAGUUUUUAUGAACGAGGUGCCAGGAUAG